CUUUCGCUCUCAAAUCGGCACGCACAGCUUUUGAAAUCUUUUUAUUUGAAUUUGUCCAGUAACCCAAAUGGAUGACGUGGCAGCAAAGGAGCGUAGGAUUCUCGUGGCCGUCGAUGAAGGCGAGGAGAGCACGUAUGCACUCUCGUGGUGCCUCAAGAACGUGAUCUCCGACAAUUCCAAAGAUACCCUUAUCUUACUCUACGCCAAGCCUCCGAGACCCGUCUUCACUGCCCUUGAUGGCACAGGGUUUUUGUUUUCGUCGGAUAUAACGUCGGCCAUGGAUAGGUACGGUAAUGAGCUGGCGGAGUGCAUCAUAGAAAAGGCGAAGAGAAUGUGCAAGGACCUUCAGGAUGUUAAGGUGGAGACGAGAAUAGAGAGCGGUGAUCCAAGGGACGUGAUUUGCCAGAUGGCUGAGAAAUUGGGGGCUGAUGUGUUGGUCAUGGGAAGCCAUGGAUAUGGUCUGAUCAAAAGGACUUUUCUUGGGAGUGUCAGCAACCAUUGUGCACAAAAUGUCAAGUGUCCUGUAUUGAUAGUGAAGAAGCCAAAAACAAAUGCAGGGAACAAAUAAAUUUUCUGAUAUUUUACCCCGCAAGAAAAAUAUCAAAAAUUGCGGUUUUGGGUUUUCUUGGAUUUGGUUUGUUUGCUUUUCUUGUUUUUUGUAAAUACAAUGUUGUAAUCUUUGUAUAUAUGAAUUGAGCAUUGUGGA
Molecule: messenger RNA, 706 nt
Organism: Ziziphus jujuba (common jujube)
Lineage: Eukaryota; Viridiplantae; Streptophyta; Magnoliopsida; Rosales; Rhamnaceae
Product: universal stress protein A-like protein
Exons: 4
Coding region: 68-568 (166 amino acids)
Source: RefSeq, a predicted model, not a curated record